AUGGGUGUUGAAGGGGAGUACGAGGAGGAAGGAAACGAUAAGCGCAUUGAGGAGAUUCCUGAUGACUCUCCACCCAGCGCCAUCCUCGCCAACUCCCUGAUUGCAGUGGGCAACCUCAGCACCAUGAAACCUGCCCUUGAGCCAGACCUAGAGACCCAUCUCUUGCGAGCUGCCCUUCAGUCCGUCUUCACCCUGGGCAUGGAGAAGGACACCACCCACAUCCAGGCUUGGCACAAAGUCAUGCCAGAGCUCCUGGAUGCCAUGCUGGGGAACCUGCUGGCAAAGUCCCCAGACGCAGACAGGCUCCACUACAUCUUGGAGGUGAAACUCCAGGGAGCCCUGGGCCCUCUGAGGAAGGAGCUGGAAGAGGCCCUGGCUCUGACCUCUAAAGAGGAGGAGAAAACCACAGAGUGGCAGAAAGAAGGACUGUCAAUUUACACUAGUGUUGUAGAAAUAGCCAAAUGGUUGAGUUUACAGGCAGCAAAGGGAACAGAAGAGGAGAGGGUGUGUGGGGAACACCAGGAGACUCUGAAACUGUUCUGUGAAGAGGAUCAAACUUCUGUCUGUGUGGUUUGCCAUCUGUCCCGGGCUCACAGAGAUCACAGGGUGGUUCCCCUAAAGGAGGCUGCCCAGGAGUACAAGGUGAAACUCCAGGGAGCCCUGGGCCCUCUGAGGAAGGAGCUGGAAGAGGCCCUGGCUCUGACCUCUAAAGAGGAGGAGAAAACCACAGAGUGGCAGAGGAAAGUGAAGAAUAGGAGAGAGAAGAUUGCAGGUGAAUUUGACAAACUGCACACGCUGCUGAGAGAGGAGGAGCAGCUGCUUCUGCAGAGACUGGAGGAGGAGGAGAGGGAGACUCUGCAGAGACUACAGGAAAAUGUCACCAAACUCUCCCAGCAAAGCUCCUCUCUGCAGCAGCUGAUCACAGAGAUAGAGGAGAAGUGUCAGCAACCAGUUGUCAAGCUGCUAAAGGAUGUGAAAAGCACAUUGAGCAGGAGUGAGAAUGUGAAACUCCAGGAACCAGAAGCUGUUUCUACUGACCUGAAGAACGUGUAUAAAAUUUCCCUUGACAUGAAUGAAGUGUUGAAGAGAUUUGGAGACAAACUCCAGGCUGAGCUCAGGUGGAGAAGCGCCCAGCUCUACGCAGUGGACGUGACUCUGGAUCCAGAUACGGCUCAUCCCAAACUCGUCCUGUCUGAGGAUCGGAAACGUGUGAGACUCGGAGACAAACGCCAGGUUCUGCCCAACAACCCUGAGAGAUUUGAUUCUUGUGUCUCUGUCCUGGGCACUGAGGGGUUCACGGGCGGGAGGCGUUACUGGGAGGUGGAGGUGGGAGACAAGACAGGCUGGGACCUGGGGGUUUGUAGGGAAUCUGUGAGCAGGAAGGGGUGGGUCACACUCUCACCUGGGAAUGGAUACUGGGUUGUUUGGCUGAGGGAUGGGGGAUACAAGGCUGGCACCUCCCCCAGGACCCCCCUCCCCGUGAGCGUCAGGCCCAGCCGGGUGGGGAUUUUCCUGGACUAUGAGGCGGGCGAGGUCUCGUUUUACAAUGUGACUGACAGGUCCCAUCUCUUCACUUUCACUGGCACCUUCUCCGGGACGCUCCGCCCUUAUUUCAGUCCUUGUAACAACGCUGGGGGUACAAACGCGGCUCCCCUGAUAAUCUGCCCGGUCCCAGCUCAGGCCGGAGGGAAUCUCUGUCCCUGACAGUGACCCCGCGGCACAGACUGUCCCCGCCCAGCGCUGCUGCUCUUCCCGCCCCCAGUGGUGGGGGCCAGUUACUGCAGCAACUGGACUUUUUGUGCUGACCAGACGCUGCCAGCUUCCCUUUUCAACUGGAGAUUCCAGUCGAAAAACAGACACCUGGCAACCCCCAGACCUCACCUUCCCCGUCCCCUGCCCCAGGGGUAGCACGUGGGGGUGGAUGGGGGACAUUUACCCCUGUCAGAAUUUUCUACCCCUGUGAAAUCUCAAUGUAAAAUAUGAAAGAAAAAAUAUCAUUUUAAUUUAGAAAUUAUUAUUGUACCAAGGUGUAAAUACAAGAAUAUUUUAAUUUACAUUUCAACAGUAUUUCAAAAACAAGCCUAUAGAUCUAUUUGUAGAAAUGGAAUUAUUUACAUUAUUUUUUAUUUUUCCCUCAAAUCUAUAGUGAAGUUUAACAUCUCUAAAUAACGUCAUUUGCAUUUCAACUGUGGAAUUUCAAGAAAUCCAAAAUAUUUAUCUUAACAAAAUAAACUAUUAAAUUG
Messenger RNA from Emys orbicularis (European pond turtle), 2243 nucleotides. RefSeq names its product E3 ubiquitin-protein ligase TRIM39-like. Gene Ontology annotation, cellular component: cytoplasm. Gene Ontology annotation, biological process: protein ubiquitination. Lineage: Eukaryota; Metazoa; Chordata; Testudines; Emydidae. The transcript has 13 exons. Gene Ontology annotation, molecular function: protein binding; zinc ion binding; ubiquitin protein ligase activity. The record is from RefSeq and is a predicted model, not a curated record. The coding region runs from base 1 to 1704 and encodes 567 amino acids.